AGGAGUAGUUACAGCGGGUAGUAGCUGCCCUUCCUGUCUGUCCUUCCCGCUUCUCUACUUAAAGCGCACUUCACUCGAUCCAGAGCAUACCGCACCGACCGACUGGUACAUCUCCCUUCACGUGAGUGGAGAGUGCAGAGUGACAGCUAGCUAGCUAGCGCCAAUAUGGCGCAACUGGUGCCUGAAUUCAUCUCCCUCUUCCUCCUCAUCCUCCUGGCCUCCGCACCAGCCGCCACGGCCUCCAGCAGCCCCACGCUGGUGUUCCUCCUGGCGGGGCAGUCCAACAUGGGCGGCCGCGGCGGCGCCACCAACGGCACCUGGGACGGCGUCGUGCCGCCCGACUGCGCCCCGUCCCCGCGCAUCCUCCGCCUCUCCCCGUCUCUGCGCUGGGAGGAGGCCCGGGAGCCGCUGCACGCCGGCAUCGACCUGCACAACGUCCUCGGGGUCGGACCCGGGAUGCCCUUCGCGCACGCGCUCCUGCGCCGCCACGGCCGCGUCCCGCCGCACGCCGUCGUGGGGCUCGUCCCCUGCGCGCAGGGCGCCACGCCCAUCGCCAGCUGGUCCCGCGGCACGCCGCUGUACGACCGCAUGCUCAAGCGCGCAAGGGCCGCCCUCGCCAACAACAACAACAACAACAACAACAACAACAACAAUGCUGGAUCUUCCAGGCUCGCCGCGCUUCUGUGGUACCAGGGCGAGGCCGACACCAUCAGGCGCCAGGACGCCGACGUCUACACGUCCCGCAUGGAGGCCUUCGUCCGCGACGUCCGCCGGGACCUCGGCAUGCCCGACCUGCUCGUCAUCCAGGUCGGCCUCGCCACGGGCCAGGGCAAGUUCGUCGACAUCGUCAGGGAAGCGCAGAGGAGGGUCAGCCUCCACAACGUCAAAUACGUGGACGCCAAGGGCCUGCCCGUCGCCAGCGACUACACGCACCUUACCACGCCGGCACAGGUGCAGCUCGGCAAGAUGCUCGCCGCCUCCUACCUGGCACCCACGCUCUGACUCACUUCUGCUUCUUCAUUCUCAUUCUACAAUUGCGAUUCCGUAACACAAAUGUUUUUGUUACAGCGCAGUACCCAUUAACCGCGUUGUACUGUGUACGUACGGGAUUAUUAAUCAACCCAGUAUUAACUGUUCAUUUCUGCCCAAUCGAUGCUCUUCGUUCAUGUU
Molecule: messenger RNA, 1170 nt
Organism: Sorghum bicolor (sorghum)
Lineage: Eukaryota; Viridiplantae; Streptophyta; Magnoliopsida; Poales; Poaceae
Product: probable carbohydrate esterase At4g34215
Exons: 1
Coding region: 166-1002 (278 amino acids)
Source: RefSeq, a predicted model, not a curated record